AUGCCUAUCGAUCGUUCUCUCGGGCGCAAUGUGCAUUUUUACGACGCUUCUGUCCCGGAUGUCUCUUUAGGCGGGCUUAUCCAGAAUGGCUCGGUCACGGAAGCGAAUUUUCUCGACAUGCUUAGCAUCAUACUUGUCACCAACACUCCCAUACGAGUUCAAGGAAGAACCUCUGGCCACAUCGUAACAAGGACGAACAGCCGUGUCGAAUCUGGAGAGUAUGAUAUCUAUUGCGAUAAUCCCAUCCAAGUGAACAAUGAGCCAUGGGUUCACCGCAUCAACUCAUUUAAUGUAUCGGGUCGAGAAGAGGGCUUUCGUGAAGGAAUACGUGCUAGGGAUGGAAGAUGUGUUGUAUCCGGUGUGGAUUACCGACAUGGACGAAGGAUUACCGACAUGGACGACACAAAUGGAGUCUCGAAGAUCAAUUCGCUUCAAAAUGGGUUUAUGCUUCGUCGGGAUAUCCAUGGAGAUUUCGAUCAAUAUCUUUUGUCGGUGAAUCCGGAUGAUAACUACAAGAUUGUGGUGUUCGAUGAAGAUUUGUUAGGGAUAGAUGGCAGAAUGCUGGAUCCGGUGUGUCGAAAUCCGGAGGAUCCUCAUCCUGUGUGCGAUGCGCUUUUACGAUGGCACUUCCGCCAGUCUGUACUUGCGAACAUGAGAGGUGCCGGAGAGCCAGUAUUCGAGCAUGAUUUUCCACCGGGGACGGAUAUGAUGAGAGAGAUUCGGGAAGGGCCAUGUGCGCAGGAAAGAUUUGAGUUGGAGUUGGCGGCUAGACUAGGCGUGGCUAUUUGA
Messenger RNA from Morchella importuna, 789 nucleotides. RefSeq lists its product as uncharacterized. Bases 1 to 789 code for a protein of 262 amino acids. The transcript is spliced from 4 exons. The record is from RefSeq and is a predicted model, not a curated record. Lineage: Eukaryota; Fungi; Ascomycota; Pezizomycetes; Pezizales; Morchellaceae.